Molecule: messenger RNA, 2398 nt
Organism: Hemiscyllium ocellatum (epaulette shark)
Lineage: Eukaryota; Metazoa; Chordata; Chondrichthyes; Orectolobiformes; Hemiscylliidae
Gene: wipf3
Product: WAS/WASL interacting protein family member 3
Exons: 7
Coding region: 504-2120 (538 amino acids)
Molecular function (GO): actin binding
Source: RefSeq, a predicted model, not a curated record
UAAGAAGCAGAAUCAUUGAGUUUGCUGAUUUGUAUCUACCCUCAUGGAGAUUUUCCAGAAUACUUGCAAGGCAAUGAUUUAUAAUCCAAAGAGCUACUGGAGGAUGGAUGCAAGUACAGGUAGAAGAUCCUUUAUCCAAAGUGCUCCGGACCAGCUGUUUUUCGGAAUUUGGAAUUUUUCGGCUUUCAGAAUAGUGACAGUUUAAUUGUGAAAUUUUAAAAGAUCCUACUGGAGAAGCAGACUUCUCACUAAGAACGUGUUUGGCCAUGCCCUCCCAGGUCACAACUGAGUGACCCAUAUCGAGUGGGUGUCGAUUUUGGGAGGGUUCAGAGAAACCUCAGGCCUGUUGAUGCUUGGCCACGCCCUCCUGUCACAUCUCAGUGACACACAUCAAGUGGGUGUCAACUUGGAUUAACUGUUUGCUCACCAAACAAUCUUUGUUAAAAGAGAGGGAAAAAAAAGCUUCGGAUUUCAGAGAUUUUUGGUUUUUGGUUGUCUGGAUAAUGGUUCUUCUACCUAUACAAAGCUUUCCUCACAGGUGGUUGAAACAUAAAGGUCCUGAGUACAAACUCGAUGAUUAUCUUCACCCUUGGAACACAAACCUAGCAAGAUAUGGGCAAGGUGUGGUCUUCUGCAUGCCACCAGGGAAAUACCCAGCUUUCAAUCAAUUUUACAAGGCACAUGUAGAACUUCCCAAACAAAAUACAAAUGAGCUAACAGGACGGAAUGCUUUGCUAAGCGAUAUCCACAAAGGAGUACGGUUGAAAAAGGUGACACAAAUCAAUGACAGGAGCGCCCCGGUCAUUGACAAACCCAAGAAUGGGUGUGGUGCAGGAGCUGUGGGUGGAACAUCAACACAGCCUGCAGUGGGUGGUGGCUUGUUUCAGGGAGGAUUUCCUGUUCUCAGACCUGCUGGACAGCGAGAUGCUUCAGAAAGAGGUUCCAAACCAGCUGUUCAAACUGUCGGUGUGAAAGUCCCACCAUCAAGACUCUCGGUCCCGAACGAAAAUGCCAGAAAUGAGAAAAAUGCAUUUAAGCAACCUGAAUGUCCAGAACCCUUUGAUUUAUCUAAAGUUCAAAAGACAGUUCAAAACCAUCUUAUCAUGUCUGCCCUUAUACCCCCUUCAAGUCAGAAUAAAUCUCUGUCAACAUGUCCCUCUUCUACAUCUUCAUCCUCAUCUUCAUUCAGUAAUAAAUUUACAAAAACUUCAACAACAAUACAAUCACCUUCACCACCAGUUGCUCCUUCAAUUCCUCCCCCUCGUCCACCUAUACUCGCAAAUGUUAAACCAUUUAAAUUUCAAUACAUACAACAACCACCAUCACCACCUCCACCUCCUCCGCCACCAUCUUCACCACCUUCCUAUAAUUUUCAAGACCAAGCUUCAGAUUUUAUAUUCCCUGCUCCACCUCCACCUUCUCUACUUUAUAUUGAAGACUGUACCGAUUUUCCUCUGCCUCCUCCCCCUCCACCUCCCUUACCUCCAGUUCCUGCCUUUGCUCCCUGCAAUAAAACUGAAAAUGAUCUACCACCACCUCCCCCUUUUUUGAAUAGUAUUGAAGUUCCUCCAGCCUUGCUGCCAAAACUACCCAGUUUUUCCAACAAACCAAGUUUGUCCUCAAUAUCUCCACCACCACCACCACUGCCGCCACCACCACCACCAUUCCCUGCCUACAGAUAUCCUGGGUCGAGUUCAUCAUCUGGGCAAAUGUCAUAUGGAACCCAGCUGGGUGGAAGGGAAGGUCCAGGGAGGUCUGGAGUACACAGUAAUGGUGGGAAACCAGCACCACCCCCGCUGCCACCUGUUAGGUCAUCCAGUACGGAACUUACAAGCAGAAGCCAGCAUACACCCGGCCUGACCUGGACAUCGCUGCACUCUAUUCCUCCCCCACCCCCACCGGCACCACUAGUACCACCACCACCUUUACCACUUAAAGUUCGACAAGGAGGUUUGAUUACGCAGUCACCAAUCUAUGAUGACUUUGAGUCCAAGUAUAAUUUCCAUUCAGUUGAAGACCUUCCACCUCCAGAUGAGUAUAAAUCAUUUCCUAGGAUAUAUCCCAGCAAGCAACCAAGAGUUAGCACCAAAACUCAUCUGGCUACAACACCAUUAAGAUGAGUUGUUAAUUUCGUUGCUUGUGGUUGAGACCAUCCAUUGGAAGACAGCAUGUAACAUCACAGAAGAAAGAUGUUUCUGCCUUGAAUUUAUUAAAAUAGCUAGUCCUAAGUUAGUAAUAUGAAAACCAUUUUCUUCACGUACUUGAAGAAACUUGUGUUCCUUUGUAAUUAAUAGUCACAGAAAUUGUUCCAGUGUUGAUCACAUUUAUCUGUAUCCUAGCAAAAUAGUUAAAAUCAUUAUAAAUUAACAUAAUGUACAUUUCAAUCAUUUCGACUUAA